Messenger RNA from Chaetomium globosum CBS 148.51, 1479 nucleotides. RefSeq lists its product as uncharacterized. Gene Ontology annotation, molecular function: aspartic-type endopeptidase activity. The record is from RefSeq and is a predicted model, not a curated record. Bases 1 to 1479 code for a protein of 492 amino acids. NCBI's taxonomy places the organism in Eukaryota, Fungi, Ascomycota, Sordariomycetes, Sordariales, Chaetomiaceae. The transcript is spliced from 3 exons. Gene Ontology annotation, biological process: proteolysis.
AUGAAGGGGCCCGAUGCUGUGGCCUUGGGCGUGCUGCUCGCCGGAGCCGUCCAUGCAUCUGCCGGCAAUGGCGUUGUCCAAUGGGACAUCCAGAGAUCGCAACGACCGGAGGAGUUCAAGAGGCUGAGGAAACGCGCCGACACCUUUGAGGAGGUUGUCACAAACGAGCAAGCAAGAGGAGGGUAUUUUGCUACCUGCCGGUUGGGGACGCCCGGACAGGACCUGACGCUCCAGCUAGAUACUGGGAGCAGCGACACUUGGGUGCCGGAUUCCGAGGCUCCGGUGUGCAGGGCGGCUGGUACUGAAGGGUUCAACCCCGACGAGUCAAGCACCUUCGAGGUCGUCGGAAAGGACCAAUUUGACAUCGAGUAUGUGGAUAACAGCUCUUCAAAGGGCGACUAUUUCACCGAUGCCUUUGAGAUUGGCGGCGCCACUUUGCAAAACCUAACCAUGGGGCUCGGUCGCCGCACUGAUAUCGCAUAUGGACUCGUCGGUGUGGGCUAUGCCGUCAAUGAAGCGAUCGUGGGGACCACCCAGUCGCUUUCGUCCGUCUAUCCCAACCUUCCUGUCGAGAUGGUCAAUGAGGGCCUGAUCAACACUGUCGCUUACAGCUUGUGGUUGAACGAUCUGGACGCCAGCUCGGGAAGCAUCCUCUUUGGUGGAAUCGACACCAAGAAGUACAAAGGAGACUUGACGAGGAUCCAGGUCUACCCUACCCAGCAGGACAUUUUUUCGGCGUUCUUGGUCGCUUUAACGACCGUGGAGGCCGUCAGCUCCAGUGGCCAGGACACUUUGACAUCGGAGGCUUUCCCCAUCCCUGUGGUCUUGGACUCUGGCACUACCCUCUCCUAUCUACCGACCGACCUGGCGAGACAAGUCUGGAAGGAAGUCGGUGCUAUCUACUCCCCCGAGGUCGGAGUGGCCGUACUCCCCUGCAGCAUGCAAAAUAGCAAGGGUCAUUUUUCUUUUGGCUUUGCUGGUCCCAACGGGCCCCGGAUCAACGUCGGUAUGGACGAGCUGGUCCUCGAUUUGACCUCGGGAACCCCGCCGACCUUCCUCAGCGGCCAAUACAGGGGUCAGGACGUGUGCCAGUUCGGCAUCCAGAACUUUACUUCGGCGCCAUACCUGCUGGGUGACACCUUCCUCCGCUCGGCGUACGUGGUUUAUGACCUAGUCAACAACCAAAUCGGCAUCGCCGAGACCGACUUCAACUCGACCGAGAGCAAUAUCGUGGCAUUCCCUAGCAUGAGCGCUCCCAUCCCGUCUGCGACGGCUGCCCCUGACCAGAACCAAGCCACUAAUAUCCCGGCUGUGACGUCCCCGGCGUACGCGGCAAGCUCGGGAUUCCUGGAGAGUGUGGAUGGAUCGGAGAAUGCGGCUCCAGGCAUGUCUGCGGCCUGGGGGGCAGGGCAGAUUGUGAUUGUGGGCGCCACCAUGAUGAUGAUGGCACUUGGCUCGGGUUUAUUCGUUACAUUUUAA